AUGACAGAUACGGUACUCCCACCUCUGUCAUUCGACCGGUUGGAGACCGGUCUUGAUCAUCUGGAAAUUCCCCCAGAAGAUCAAGAAGAUGGUGAAGAACUCAUGUCGAAUUUUCCCAAUGGAUAUAGAAUUGCGAAAGCAAGGAAGAUGGUGGAGGAGAGAAAGAAGGAGGAUAGUAUCUGGAUCCGGAUCUAUGGGAUGGAUCGGAGUUUGAUAGAGGGUAUAACAGGAGUUUGUGGUCUUCCACCGAAAACACUAUUCCAUCAUCUCCUCUGCUCCCAACAUCGACAUCAUCGUCCUGAAUCAUUCAUUCACCCUACCUAUACAUCGAUGCAGUUUCCAGUAUUUGGUACCCUCACUUCGAUCAGGCAGGCGGUGAUGGACGCAAAAUUCGACAACGACGAUGACACAACCAUUCCUAAGAGACCGGAGGCUAGUAAAUUGGCUUUGGCAGAUACAGAAGUAGACGAGAUGAUCAAAAAGGGAUCUAUCAGUGUAUUCGUCAUUCCUUCACUGAAUGUAGUCAUAACUGUUACAGCUGAAAGCUAUAUGAAUCCAGCAACACGCAUGGCAGAUCUAUUACAUAGGUCUAUUGGACACGCUUCAAACACCGUACGAGAUAUCGCUGGGGUGCUGAAAGUCUGGGAUAACAACGCGAAGUAUCACUACUCUACUACAAGAACAGCAGAGAUACAUCGUCUGAUCAAUCACCUGAUCACAUGUCAAGAUGAAUUACAAGAUCUACAACCUGUUCACGAAAUGCUCUUGAAAUACUACAGAGAGAAGGAUGUCUCAGGACAAGUAUCGGAGGUCAUUCAUAUCGAUGUGGCUGCCCGGGCUGUUGUGAUGAUUGAACAAAGUCAAAAAGCACUGCACAGGGUUUUGAAUGAAUUACAGAGAUUGAUAGAGAGAGGGAUUCGCCUGGAGACCUUCUGUCUGAACAUGUUGUCGUCCCGAGCAAACGAUUCAAUGGAGAGAUUGGCGAUAGUGACAAUAGUCUUCCUUCCGUUGAUGGGUUUCACCGAUUUUACCGUCCUCAGCCAAACCCCUGUAUAUUUCUGGAAGAUUUCCGUCCCACUUUCGUUUGCGUUCUUCUUUUUAUUCGCAUAUUCCAAUCUCAAACGAUUUAUGAGAUUUACCUUCCACUUCUUGAUCAAGGGAUUUAGACGGGCGAGGUCUCAGAGGGUUUUUGAAAGUUUGAUGAAGUGGUGGUGGCAGGAAAAGAUCAAGAGGGAACUCGAAAGGGAACGAAAAACCUACCCGAGAUCUUUACGACAAUUUCGAGACUCACUGCCACCCGGACCGGUACAAUAUCUACCACCACCUGGAUCAUCACUUGGACAAAUACAGUACCCACCACCACCUGGCCCACCUCCACCUCCACCUACUAUCCCUCUCGGUCAACCUCUUCGCCCUCUGCCUGAUCUGUCACCUAUCGCACUGAGAACGGACCGAACGCUACCUGCUUGGAGUACGUUCGACCCUAUGCCAGUGUCUAGAAUGCCGAAUCCAUGGUCAGGAAUGCCUAUCCCGUUGCCAGAAACGCCGAUCCCACCAGCUGGUAGGAAGAUCCCUAGAUCGAAAAGAGCCAGACGUUAG
This is a messenger RNA of Kwoniella botswanensis, 1599 nucleotides long. RefSeq lists its product as uncharacterized. The coding region runs from base 1 to 1599 and encodes 532 amino acids. Lineage: Eukaryota; Fungi; Basidiomycota; Tremellomycetes; Tremellales; Cryptococcaceae. Gene Ontology annotation, cellular component: plasma membrane. The record is from RefSeq and is a predicted model, not a curated record. Gene Ontology annotation, molecular function: magnesium ion transmembrane transporter activity; magnesium ion binding; cobalt ion binding. The transcript is spliced from 14 exons.